AUUAAUUUUUAUCUAGUACUUUUAUCGUAAUUUUUUAGGCUGAUGGGGAAGGAUGAUAAACUACAAUUGCUACAUUUAUGUAUUUUACAUUAACUUAAUCCAUGACAUGGCGAUACUCGCUAGAUAAAGCAUGUUUUAUGCGAGAUCUAUGUGUCCCUGGACCUAUCAGAAACUUCUAAAGAAAUGAAAAAUGCUGACACUUGUUAGUAAAGCAGUCUCCUACCUCUGGGGCAGCCCUAAUUUAGAUGAUUCUAGCACUGGCAGUCAGAAUGACAUUCUCCCUAGUGCUGGAUUGGGUGACUCGUAUGAUAUACUUCCCGAGCAGAAGGAGACCCCAGUGGAAAGAGAAAAAAUAUCACUGCAUGGAAGAGUAACUCAUAUCAGGAAAAGUGAUAGCUAUGGUCUUAUAAAUGGGCAUAUAUAUUUUAAAUUUGAAUCGGUUAUUGGUGCUGUUCAACCAAAAAUUGGAAACGUUGUAUCACUUUCUGCUUCUCGCAAUAAGAAGGAAGAUGCUUGGUGUGCUGAUAGUGUUCAGAUACUGAGUGAGUCAUGGGAAUUUGACGAUACUGAAGAAAAAUGUGAUAAACACGUUAACAAGUGUAUGUCUGAAGAAUGUGCAGCUGAAGCCAACCUAGGUGAUCACAGAAUAUUUCAUAGCUCAGAAAAUAGACAAUAUCAAUCUGUUCUUGCUGUGGUAACAUCCAUGAAUGGAAAUCAUGGCAUUUUAAAUGAAACAGCAAAGUUUACGUUGCAGGUGGGGUAUGAGCUGACCAGAGUUUUAUUUUUUACUUCAUAUUUAUUAUAUUUCAUUAAAUUUAAAAAAUCUUGGGGGUUAUGGAAAGAAAAUUUAUGCAAAAGAUUUCAUUAAACAAAAUAUAAUAAAAAUGCAGUAAAAACUAACAUUGUUUCUUAGUCUUCUGUAGUGAAUUUUUUAUGGAAAUUCUUAAAAAUGUUAAGCUUCCACAUGUAGUGUAUUAUAAAGCUGGGAAAGUUUUAAAACAUUAUACAUUUGGCUUUGAUUUUCUAUGCAUUUGUUUCUAGUUAUAGAAGGUUGAAAUUAGCAGUUCUUUCAUCAGCAAUAUACAUAUUUAAAUGUAGAAAUUCAGAUUUUCUCAGAACAACUAGAUUAUUGCCUAUGUAUUUUUAUUUUUCUAUUUAUAUAUGUUUGCAGAUGAGCAAAUGGUAAUUGAGUUUUUUUUGGGGGUGAAUGACAAAACUAUAUCCCAAUAUAUAUAUAUAUUUGAAUUUAUUGGGGGUUCUGGUUAUGUCUGUACAAAUGGGUUCUUGCUUAAGCUGAAAUAUGACGAACCUUAUUCUAAUUCUUUCACAGAACUCUUCUGUUUGGGGCCUCAAUGAUUAUUUUCUUGUGUUGAAAAGAAUACUAGUAUAUUUUAUAUAUAUUAGCUCGUCAAGAAAUUAAUGUUGCAUUUUUGGAACACUUUCAUUAACAAC
Messenger RNA from Limulus polyphemus (Atlantic horseshoe crab), 1452 nucleotides. RefSeq lists its product as uncharacterized. The transcript has 3 exons. The record is from RefSeq and is a predicted model, not a curated record. Bases 191 to 868 code for a protein of 225 amino acids. Lineage: Eukaryota; Metazoa; Arthropoda; Merostomata; Xiphosura; Limulidae.